CACUGCUGUCGCUCAGGGCAGCGGGGGCUUUGCGCCAUCAUGCAACAGCACCAGCACCACAUGCGAGUUCACUGAUCUACUGUGUGGACUCACAUACAGCAUCAGCGUGACUGCCUCCGACCACACGUGUACCAGUGCACAGAGUCUAAGCAUAGAGCUGGACACAGUUCCAUGUAAGCCACAGGGAAUCAUCACUCAAAUGGAGUGUGGCAGCCACACAGGUGUAGUGUCAUGGGAACAAGGAGAGGACGUUGCCUCCUACCUGGUCUAUGCAUCCAGUCCAGAUGGGCACCAAACACACUGUAGCAGUCCCACCUCCAGCUGCAAAUUAGACAACCUGCAUUGUGGCCAAGCCUACAACCUCACAAUCACUGCCCAGGACAGCCACUGUGACAGCCAAAAUGCCUUUUCAACAUUACAGUCAGUUCCUUGUACACCUACCAACGUGCAAACAUCUCUCGUUUGCCUGUCUAACUCUGCGGCUGUGACGUGGCAAAGUGCCAGUGGGGCGCUGUCCUACCAGGCUGAGGGCAUCACCGUGGACGGCACCCAUACGGCCAACUGCAGUAGCAGCAUGACUCACUGUAAUCUGGAGCAUCUGCUCUGCGGACAGACAUAUAAUGUGUCAGUGCUGUCCACGGACCAUUCAUGCAGCAGCGAAGAGAGUCUGUUCACACAAGUGCAUACUGCGCCCUGUCCUCCUCAGGCCGUAGAUGUGAAGGUGAACUGCUCUGCUGGCCUCAUGACUGUCACAUGGGUAGCCAAUCCAGAUGCAGAAUCUUUCCAUGUGAGAGCAGCGACCAGUGGAGGAGCUUUGCUGACAUGUGAUUCCACUAGCACCAGCUGUUCAAUCACUGGCUUGCCAUGCGGACAAUCAUAUUCUAUCACUGUGACGUCUGUCAGGGGUGGCUGUGAGAGCCAGCCCAGCACGGCUGUCAAUGUUACCUCAGCUCCUUGUGUUCCACACGGAGAGGCAGGAAACCUGGACUGUGUUACCAACUCAGCCUGGGUGACAUGGUUACAAGCGAUGGGGGCAGAAUCGUACUCUGUGCUGGCAGUGGAAAGAGGCGGAGCUAACUCCAGCUGCUCAGCUACAGAUCUGCACUGCAAUGUUCCUGACCUGCUAUGUGGAGCCACGUACACCUUCCACAUCACUGCUGUGAACUCAUUCUGCCACAGCGGACCCAGCAACUCCUUCCAGAUUCAGACAGCUCCAUGCGCCCUCACCUCCAUCACUGCACACACGGACUGUUACAGCAGCCAUAUAACAGUUAGCUGGCAGCUGAAUGAAGGGUCCUCCUUCUAUGUGGCCACAGCUGAAGGUCAUGACCAAAGCAUUUUGAUGUGCAACAGCACAAGCACGUCCUGUGACCUCGCCACAGCGAAGUGUGGAAUGCAGUACACCAUUAUAAUCUCUGCGUCCUCCGACAAAUGCAGCAGCUUGCGGAGUCCUCCUCUUAAGAUGCACACAGCACCUUGUGCUCCUCAGAAUGUCACAGUGAAUCCAGUGUGUGACUCAAACGGCAUGAUGGCAUCAUGGUCACCCUCUUUGGUUGCCGAGUCAUACUCGCUCACGGCCAGCAGCAGAGACGGAGAUGUGCGAACCUGCAGAAGCAUCACGAACAACUGCACCCUGUUUCACUUGCACUGUGGACAGAUUUACGACGUUAGCAUAACUGCUUCGGCUGGAAACUGCACCAGCUUGGCCAGUCAGCAGGUCACCUUCCACACUGUGCCCUGUGCGCCACAGAACAUGAGUGUAGCGGUGCAGUGUGACACCAGGACUGCCAUACUCUCCUGGGAGGAGAGCCAAGGCUCCCUGCAGUACUUCACAUGGGCCCAAACCAUGGAUGGACACACGCUUCACUGUGACACCACGGGCACUUCAUGUAGCCUCCGUGGACUGACGUGUGGGACACUGUACAACUUCACUGCGCAGGCUUCAGAUGGAACCUGUAACAGCUCCCUCACUGUGCCAGUCCAGAGGGGAGCAGUCCCAUGUCCUCCGGGCACCGUGAGGGUGAGAACCCACCUGAUGGGCGAUGCCACUCUAAUCAGAGUCUCCUGGAAUUCUGUGGACUGUCCUAACGUCACGUACCUGGUGCAGGUGACCGGCCAUAUCCAAGACAACCCACAGUCUAAUAUGGACGUGUCAUCCUAUUGGACAAACGGCAACUACUUUGAUUUCCCUGUGCCCUGUAGCACCUCUUACAAUGUGACAGUCCUUGCACAAAACUCAGCUGGGACCAGCAGACCUUCUCAGGCUGUUACUGGAGUCACAGUGCCCUGUCCGCCGAUGGACGUCACCUUCACGGGUGAUCAUUCCUCCGCCACAGUGUCCUGGAGCUCGUCAGUUCUGAGCACAGGAUACAAGGUUUACCAGCUGCGUUCUGAUGGUCAGGUGCCUGUCUGUCUCACCUCAGACCUCAGCUGUCAGGUCUCCGGCCUGCUGGCCUCCGAUGUUGCUGUGACAGCCUGGAACGGUGCAGGAGAGAGUUUUGCCUCUAAAGUCCUUACUGGCCAAACCUUAAACCGUCAGAAGAGAAAUCUGAGAUAUGCAAAGUUGAAUGCAGCACUGACUCCUGAGCAGCUGUCCGUCCCUGAGGUGAAGGUUGCUCGUGUGACAGGACAGUCACUGCAGGUCGAGUGGUCUCGGGUGACAGGCGCGGAUUCCUACACCCUAAUCCUAACUGAGGACACCCCGUCUCUGCCUGCGGAGGAGGUUCUGUCCGUGUACAAGACUGAGAUCACCACAGUUACUGACCUAAAACCUGCCACACGUUACUGCGUCGUCGUGUCUGCCAAACACGGCAGCAUCCAGAGCGCCUACUCCCAACCUGUGUGUGUCACCACUGAGUAAACUGGCUUCCUGCCGGGUGGACUGGACAGGGAUGUAGAUACAGAGCGUUCAGAUCUCUGAACAAGAAUCUUCUCUUUCUUAUGUUCCAUGAUCACAAUGAAAAAGACACCAAAAUCAGCCUAUUUGUCCUAUCAGAAAAUUUAAACAAAUAUAAUUUAAAAUCCUUGACUGAUUAUGUCUAAUCCUUUUCUAAUGAACCCAAUCAUAAUAAAACAAAUUAUUGAAUUUCUGUAAUGUAAUAUCUAAUAUAUAAUCAUUUCUGUUGAUUGAAAAGCAAAGAUAAGGUCACUUAAAAUGAAGAAUAUAUGUGAUUGACCAUAGAAACAUGUAACUUCUAGUUUUUUAAGAAAGUUUUGCAUUUAUCUUGAAAAGUCAUUUUCUGUAACCAGAUCAUAAAAUGAUUGAAUCUUUAUGUAGUUAGAUCAAAUAAAUGGUUAAUUUAUCAAGCAUUAUUUUUAUUUUAUUUUUAUACAUUGUAUUUUCUAUCUGAUGUAUACAACUUACAUAGCUUUGUAGCUCUGUUAUCAAUCUGCAGUAGUACUUUUUAUAAAGCCAUAUGAAAGAAUUAAAGUCUG
Ctenopharyngodon idella (grass carp) is the source of this 3435-nucleotide messenger RNA. Its product is annotated as fibronectin type III domain-containing protein 7-like. The coding region runs from base 200 to 2860 and encodes 886 amino acids. Gene Ontology annotation, molecular function: protein binding. The record is from RefSeq and is a predicted model, not a curated record. NCBI's taxonomy places the organism in Eukaryota, Metazoa, Chordata, Actinopteri, Cypriniformes, Xenocyprididae. The transcript is spliced from 12 exons.